AUGGAAAGAAAAUCAUUCUUGGAUCAAGAAGCUCCGGCAGGAUAUAUUGCUGGGUCAGCUAGAGGUGCUGUUGGGUUUAGACUAAACUCUAAUCCAGAUAGUUUCAGCCGAGGAGUAGCUGUAGUGAGUAAAGAAGAAGAAGAAGAUGAAAAUGAUGGCAAUGGUAAACUCGAAGGAGUCAUUGAUAAUGGUAUAUUAUCAGAGUCAAGAAGAGAUGAUGAAGAUGAAGAAGCAGAUCGAAUAUAUGAGGAAAUUGAGAAGAAAAUAAUUGCACGGAAAUCCCAAUCAAAGGUCAAGACACCACCAGCACCAACUGAAACCAAUAAUAACAAACCACAAUUUUCAGAUUUAAAAAGACAGUUAGCUAAUCUAACUGAAGAUGACUGGUUGAAUUUACCAGAACCGGGUGAUAUGACAAGAAGGAAUAAAAGAAUGAGAUUACUUGAACAACAACAACAAAGAAUGUAUUCUGCACCUGAUACAUUAAUUGCUGGUACCAAUUCAGCAUUAUCAAAUGGGUCAACUAAUUUCAAAUCCUUAUCAGAAUCAAGAGACAAAUUUUUAAGUUUACAAUUAGAUAAUCUACGACCAACUAAAGAUACUACGACUGAUACCCAACUUCAAGAAGCAAUAUUGAACAUGUCAGGAGCAGAACAAGAUGCCAAAUAUGCUGAUCUUCAAAAAUCUCGUACAAUUUUGUCAUCAUUACGUAAAACUGAACCAUACAAACCAAGUUCAUGGAUCCAAUCCGCAAGAUUAGAAGAACAAAAUAAAAAUUAUAAAUUAGCGAAGAAUUAUAUCUUGGAGGGUUGUAAAAAAUGCCCCAAAAAUGAUGAAAUUUGGCUUGAAAAUAUAAGAUUGAAUGAAUCAGAUUUGAAGCUUUGUAAGCAAUUGGUGAGUACAGCUUUGGGCUAUGUACCAAAAAGUGAACGUUUAUGGAUCAAGGCUAUGGAUUUGGAGAUUGAACCUUUUAAUAAGAGAAAAGUGGUCAUGAAGUCAUUAGAGAAUUUACCGAAUAAUUCACGAUUAUGGAAAUUAUUGAUUGAUUUAGAGACUGAACAAGAUAUAGUUAAGAAGUUGUUAGGUAAAGCGAUUGAAAUGUGUCCAUUGGUUUGGGAUUUCUGGUUAGGUUUGAUAAACUUGUCAAAUUACGAGGAAAGUAAGAAACUAUUGAAUCAAGCAAGGAAGAAAUUGGUUGGUGAUCCAAAUGUUUGGAUUGCUGCAUGUAAAUUAGAAGAACGUGAACAAGAUGUUGAGUUGACAAAAUUAAUCAAAUUAAUGGAUAAGGCUAUGAAAGAAUCAGCAUCAAGGAAUAUCACAAAAGAUGAAUGGUAUGAUUAUGCCAUUGAGGCUGAAAAGGAAGACUUUAAGAACACAAGUAAGGCUAUUGUAUCAAGUUAUUUGAAUGCAAAUAAAGCUAUAAUCAGUGAUACAGUUUUACUUGAAGAUGUGGAUAAAAUGUUUACCAAAGGUAAUGUCAUCAUCGGAAGGUCAAUUUUGGACUACAUCAUCGAUUCACAACCAAACGAUGUUUCGAAUUGGAGAAAAUUGAUAUCGUCUAUAAAGAAGUUCAACGAUUUAGAUGUGUUGUUUACAUACUAUAAAAAGGCAAUUGACUUGAAUCCAAAAGUAUCUUUGUUCUAUUUAAUGUUUGCAAAAGAUAAAUGGCAACUAGGAAAUGACAUACCGGAGGCUAGAUCAAUCCUAAACAAAGCUGCAAAAUCAAUACCAAAUGAUUUAUCAAUAAAGUUUGCUAUCAUAAAACUAGAUGUCAAAUCGGGUCAACUUGAAAUUGCCAAGUCAUAUAUUAAAUCAAUCAUUGAUGAUUCCCCAUUGGAAUCAGAAAAGUUUUGGUACAAAUAUAUUCACAUUCUUAGAUGCUUGAAAUCUAGUGACGUAUUAGAAGUGUCUCAAAAAGCGUUGAAUUUAUUUCCUGAUUGCUGGAAGUUAUAUCUUCAGAAUAUUCAGAUAUUGCAAGAUAUGAACGAACUUAAGCAAGCUAGAGAAGUUGCAUCACUUUCUGUCAAAAGAUGUAAUGAAAUUCCAGAACUAUGGAUUAAAUUGUCAGAAAUUGAUCAACAACUUGGAAUUACUAUUCGAGCAAGAGCAGUUAUUGAUCAAGCAAUGUUACAAAACCUGGAAUCACCAGAACUUUGGUGUUUUAAGAUUCAAUUUGAAAAGAAAAACAAUAAUUUAGUUUCUGCAAGAAAUAUUUCUAAUAAAUCACUAAAGAAAUUUCCAAAUAAUGCUAAUCUAUGGAUAGAAUAUUUAUGGUUAUUACCAAAAAUGUCACAACGUAAAACUGCUUUCCUUGAUGCAUUAAAAGCAACUGAUAAUUCAAGUCUGAUAUUGAUGAUUAUUGGGGUAUUCUUUUGGUAUGAUGGGAAAUACAACAAGUGUAAAAAUUGGUUUGAGAGAAGUUUACAACUGGAUAAUACUAAUGGUGAUGCUUGGGGAUGGAUGUAUAAUUACUUGAAGAAGUUUGGCACUAAAGAGGAAUUGCUCAAGUUUGUCAAAGAUUAUGAAUUGAAUUAUGAUGGUAUCAACAAAGGUAAGAUAUUCAAUACUAUCAAUAAGAGCAUUUCCCACUUUGAUAAAUCCCCGGAAGAGAUCUUGAAAAUUACUGCAGAUUGUUUAUUAGAUAAAUAA
Candida tropicalis MYA-3404 is the source of this 2649-nucleotide messenger RNA. Its product is annotated as U4/U6-U5 snRNP complex subunit. Bases 1 to 2649 code for a protein of 882 amino acids. NCBI's taxonomy places the organism in Eukaryota, Fungi, Ascomycota, Pichiomycetes, Serinales, Debaryomycetaceae. Gene Ontology annotation, cellular component: catalytic step 2 spliceosome; U4/U6 x U5 tri-snRNP complex. Gene Ontology annotation, molecular function: protein binding. Gene Ontology annotation, biological process: spliceosomal tri-snRNP complex assembly; mRNA splicing, via spliceosome. The transcript has a single exon. The record is from RefSeq and is a predicted model, not a curated record.